Molecule: messenger RNA, 1687 nt
Organism: Pyrgilauda ruficollis (rufous-necked snowfinch)
Lineage: Eukaryota; Metazoa; Chordata; Aves; Passeriformes; Passeridae
Gene: OSCP1
Product: organic solute carrier partner 1
Exons: 10
Coding region: 42-1181 (379 amino acids)
Biological process (GO): transport
Cellular component (GO): plasma membrane; cytoplasm
Source: RefSeq, a predicted model, not a curated record
GGGCCGUGCUGUGCUGUGCUGGGCCGGGCCGGGCCGGAGCCAUGUCGGUGCGGACGCUGCCGCUGCUGUUCCUGAACCUGGGCGGGGAGAUGCUCUACAUCCUGGACCAGCGGCUGCGCGCCCAGAGCAUCCCCGGCGAGAAGGCGCGCAAAGUUAUGAACGACAUCAUCAGCACCAUGUUCAACAAGAAAUUCAUGGAGGAGCUGUUCAAACCGCAGGAUCUGUACUCCAAGAAAGCCCUGCGCACCGUGUACGACCGGCUGGCCCACGCCUCCAUCAUGAGACUCAACCAGGCCAGCAUGGACAAGCUCUACGACCUCAUGACUAUGGCCUUCAAAUACCAAGUGCUGCUGUGCCCACGGCCCAGGGACAUUCUGCUGGUCACCUUCAACCACCUGGAUGCCAUCAAGGAUUUCAUCUCCGACUCCCCUGGCAUUCUGAACCAGGUGGAUGAGACCUUCCGGCGGCUGAUCGAGACCUACAACUGUCUCUCUGAUGGUGAAUUCCAGCUCAUCAGGCAAACACUUCUCAUUUUCUUCCAGGACAUGCACAUCAGGGUCUCCAUCUUCCUGAAGGAUAAAGUGCAAAACUCCAACGGUCGCUUCGUGCUGCCAGUCUCAGGGCCUGUCCCCUGGGGCACAGAGGUGCCAGGGCUCAUCAGGAUAUUCAAUCACAAAGGAGUGGAAGUUAAAAGGGCUGAGUUCACCACUGCUGGGAAUUAUGUUACUCCACAAAGGGAAGGAUCUUUUGAGCUUUAUGGAGACAGAGUCCUCAAACUUGGAACAAAUAUGUACAGCGUGACCCGGCCAGUGGAGACACACAUGUCAGGCUCAUCCAAAAACCUGGCAUCCCAGGCAAAGGAGAACAUAGCCCCCAACCCUCUUGCUAAAGAAGAGCUGAACUUUUUGGCCCGGCUGCUGGGAGGUUUGGACAUCCAGAAACCCGCUGGUGGCGAGUCGGGAUUUCGGCUGAACUUGUUCACCACCGACGAGGAGGAGGAACACGCUGCACAGACCAGGCCAGAGGAGUUGUCCUACAAGGUUAUCAACAUUGAAGCCACACAGGAGCCGGCGCGGCGGGCGGAGCUGUCCCGCAUCCUGGGCGAGCUGGACGUGGCGGAGCCGCGCCCGGGCAGCGGCGAGAAGGGCGAGGACCUGCUGGCACUGAUGGACGGGCUCUGAGCGGGACACGGGGACACCGGGACACGCGGACAGCGGGACGCUGGGACACACGGACAGCGGGACACACGGACAGCGGGGCAUGGGAACAUUGGAACACGCGGACACCGGGACAUAGGGAUAUUGGGACACGCGGACAACGGGACAUUGGGACACGCGGACAAUGGGACAUGCGGACAACGGGACAUAGGGAUAUUGGGACACGCGGACAACGGGACAUGGGUACAACUGGAGUUGGGGACAUUGUGACACCGGGACACACCGACACCGAGACUUGGGGACAUUGUGACACCGGGACACGCGGAAAAAGGGACACUGAGACACGCGGACAAUGGGACACGCGGACACCGGGACAUGGGUACAACUGGAGUUGGGGACAUUGUGACACCGGGACACACGGACAAUGGGACACGCGGACACCGGGACAUGGGUACAACUGGAGUUGGGGACAUUGUGACACCCGGACACACGGACACCGCGCGUGGCCGCCCCGCCCCUUCCAGCCUCAG